CUUCUUUCUUCUUGAAUGAAAAACUUUAUUCAUAAAGACAUUCUAGAAUUAUUAUUAUUUCAGCUCUCCAUGCACACACUAGGUGCAUUUUUCUUUUUUUUCAAUGGUCGUGGACCCAUGCCACCCACCCUUCAAGUCGCAUCAUGAGAAACAAUCUCUCUCUCUCUUGGGAUACCUCAUAAAGGGUUUGCCGCGCGAAACCGAUGUAAGAGUCUAUCCCCUGUCCAACCUAUCCCGCUCUAAGAAUGAACAAGGAAUUUUUCAAGACAAUAAAAAAAUUCGUAGCACACAUUCUUCGAUUGUUUUGAGAGACACCUUAUUUUUUUUUGGGUUAUUGCAGGAUGAAUUUACAGAGCAUUGUGAUUGGUCGAGAGAUCGCUUGGAGCAAAGCUUCUUUUUUUUGCCCCUCUUUUGACAGUUUGUAGGAAUGAACGUUUCUUUUGUGUCUCUACAAUGCAAGAUGAGCCUUCCGAUGCGCAACAAGAACAACAGCGACAGUUUAUUCCAAACACAUUUUUGAAUCUCCCAGAAAAAUAUGCCCAUCUCAGUCCUACAGAUUAUUUAUCGGCUCUGAUCCAUCAUAUUGAGAGUUAUCGACAUGUGAUCAAUGUUCACAUUGGUCAUUUUAUAACGCAUCAACAGUGGGAGUUAUUGGAUGAGGAUUGGAGAAGUGCUCUUUUACCCGAUAAACAGUGUCUAUCCAACUCUGAGGAAUGGAUAGAGUCGCUUAUUCGUAUGACAACCGAUGCUGCACCUAAUGCAGAUUGGCCUGAUUCGUUGAAAAGCUUUAUCCUAAAGACCAGAGAACUUGCUUUACCUAGACAGAAUGGAAUGAGCACACAACAGGUCAUAGAGACUUUAGAUAAACGUAUCACACCCGGAAUGACGUCUAAAAAGAUACACGAGGUGGAGCGUAUGGCGCCUGUCAUCAAAGAACUUGCCGCUGAACACAAGGUCGCUUCUAUUGUCGAUUUAGGAGCUGGUCAAGGCUAUCUCUCUCGCGCUUUAGCCUUCAAAACCAAUUUAAAAGUGCUCGCCGUCGACUCAUCCGCCAUACAAACAUGUGGAGCCAAGCGAUUUGACGAAAAAGUAGCCAAGUUUCUAAAGAAACAGGACAAGAUCCUACAGCUCCAUCAUGUGACAGAGCUCAUCACACCUGACAAUGCGUCCAGUGUUUUAUCCAAAUGGGACAAUGAUCAUCAUCUCCAACAGAAAGAGGAUGGAAAAAAAGAGACCACAGAGAAAUGGCUGCUGACAGGUCUACAUACAUGUGGCGAUUUAGCAAGCAUGAUGUUGACAUUGUUUGCAACACACCAAGAGAUGACGUGUUUUGUGAAUGUGGGUUGCUGCUAUCAUUUCCUUACGGAACAGUCAGAGGACAGAAAGGGCCGUCCAGAGGUAGGCUUUCCUCUGAGCAGCGGAUUAAAGCGUAGGAAUUAUAGGUUAGGAUCCAAGGCAGCCAUGCUUUCUUGCCAAGCGCCUGUACGAUGGACAGAUCAACCUCAAGAAACACGUACUGCCUUUGAGCAUCAUUUUUUCAGAGCGUUACUACAGCUCAUUAUGGUAGAGAAAGGUUUGACGGAUAUCACCACGGCACCUAUUGUCGGACGUUUGAACAACAAAAAAGACUUUACCUCCUUUCCUGUCUAUGUCAAGGCUGCUCUGCAUCGCUUAAAGAUGCCUAUCGAUAGUAUCACGGAGGAGGAAGCACAGGCGUACUAUGAUCAGGGCAUCCAAAUGCAAGCGGAUCAACAGAUCACCAUCUUCUGGACCCUACGUGCUUUAUUAGCACCCGUUUUGGAAAGUAUCAUUUUGGUGGAUCGUUGGCUUUACCUGACAGAAACGAUAGAGGACAGCCCCACAAAACAAGUCUACCUUUGGCCGUUGUUUGACCCUAUUCUGUCCCCCCGUAAUAUGGUGAUUGUGGCUACAAAAUAAACCUUACGUCACUCACACUCCCUCUCUCUGUUGAGAGGCCCAAACCCCCAAAAAAAAAGAAAGAAUUCAUUUCAAACCGUGUCUUUUCUAUUUUAUACCGCUGGCAUGGCUUUACUCAUGAAACGCUUGACACACUCGGAAAAGCAAGAGACCUUUAUCCUCAUACGAAAAGACUGUAAAAAAAAAA
Messenger RNA from Mycotypha africana, 2125 nucleotides. RefSeq names its product methyltransferase domain-containing protein. The record is from RefSeq and is a predicted model, not a curated record. NCBI's taxonomy places the organism in Eukaryota, Fungi, Mucoromycota, Mucoromycetes, Mucorales, Mycotyphaceae. The coding region runs from base 454 to 1938 and encodes 494 amino acids. The transcript has 5 exons.